Molecule: messenger RNA, 4027 nt
Organism: Malaya genurostris
Lineage: Eukaryota; Metazoa; Arthropoda; Insecta; Diptera; Culicidae
Product: RNA-binding protein 25
Exons: 7
Coding region: 519-3221 (900 amino acids)
Biological process (GO): mRNA processing; regulation of alternative mRNA splicing, via spliceosome
Cellular component (GO): spliceosomal complex
Molecular function (GO): mRNA binding
Source: RefSeq, a predicted model, not a curated record
GUGAUCGCGUUUCCAUCCUGUCGACGAGUUGCAAGAACGGGAGGUAUCUUUUCGCAGAAAAUUGCUCAUUUUUCAGUUUAAAACCGUUCAAAAAUAGUGCGAUUCGGUAGUACAAUUGCCAGCGCUGUAAUAUUACUAUCUGUCGAAGCGAAUAGUUCGGGAAAUUUUGUGAUAUUCGCGAUUUUGUUUGACUGACGGCGCUCGGGAAAAAAAGUAGCAGCGAAAAUUCUGCUCAGUAGUGUGCGUGAAAGAUCGGCGUCGUAUCGAGGAGCAGAAGAUUCGAAACAGUACGAGCUGUCAAAUGUUUGUCGCUUCCACGUUCGCUUGGUAGGAAAAAAUAAAACAUUGUUUAUUUGGUUGCCGCUGGUAUUGUUUACAAUACCCUAGAAGAAAGAAGCUUGUAUAGGAGCAAGUUCUCACAGAUUUUUGUAUCAUUUGUUCGGGCAGUUACGUGCGAAAUAUUGCAUCUUCAGUGCAGACAUUGUAAACCAUUCGCCAGGAAUUACUAGAGCUUAACGAUGUCCUACCCGUCGAGACCGCCGCCGUCGAUUGUGCCGGCGGGAAUGCCCUUUGCCAUGGCUCCACCAAUAAUGCCCCCAAUAAUGCCUACCGGUAUGCCUCCGUUGAGUCAGCCCCCUCCCGGAAGGCCGGCAUUCCAUGGGCCGCCACCCACGAUUGGUUCUCGUCCGCAGAUGUACAACCACAUCAACAGUCAACAUGACAAGCACCGAGUACCGAGUGUACAGGUACCGAAUCCAGCGCCAACAUACGACGGCCCGGUUAUCACAGUCUUCAUUGGUAACAUCAGUGAUAAGGCACCGGAUCCAAUGAUAAAGAAAAUUCUGGCCUCUUGCGGUACUGUUAUCAACUGGAAGAGGGUGUCCACGUUCGGGUUCUGUGAGUACGACGGUGCAGUGGCAGGUGCACGUGCCGUUCGGCUUCUACAUGAUUUGGAAAUCGAUGGCAAAAAGUUGGUUGCCAAGGUUGACGCCAAAAACAAAGCUCUACUGGAUAAUCAUAAGGAGGAAGAGACUGACACCGGUGAUGAAAAACAGGAACGGAGGUGCGACGAUGAAUCUACGGAUUUGAUUAGCCGGAUUUUGGAAGAAUUUCGAGAUGAGCUAUCGGGGGCGGACAACGCGGAUGACGAUGCUGCCCCAACAAAGCAAAAGAAACAGCUUCAGUCCGUGCAUAUUGAAGAGGGUAAGCGAGAAAUCAUCAGUCAAGAGAUUGGCAAAUUCCGUAAAUAUACCGAAGCCGAGGAACUGAAAAAGGAAAAGGAAAAAGAGCGGAGAAAAGCUCGGGACGAGAAAAAAUCGGAAAAGGCUGACGGGGAUAAGAGAAGGUCGGCUUCACCUAAAAAAGAGAAGGAGAAAGAAAAGAAGUCACGAAGACGGAGCAGGUCACGAUCGCGGGACCGCGAACGGGAGCGGGAACGAGAACGGGAACGCGAGAAGGAACGGGAACGUGAAAGGGAACGGGAACGUGAAACCCGUGAACGUAUCGAGCGGGAGAACCGCGAACGGGAAGCGCGGGAACGGGAACGCGAACGGGAGCGUGAAAGAGAACGGGAACGAGAACGGGAGUUGCUGAAUCGUAACCCACGGGACAUUCAGAAGGAGAAAGAGGUGGAAGAGGAAGCCAGAGAUCGUAGGAAGGCCGAAAAGAAGGCUAAGGAAAAGGAGGCCGCCUAUCAGGAGAGACUGCGAAACUGGGAGGCCCGAGAGCGGCGCAAGACUAAGGACUACGAGAAAGAGCGCGAACGAGAACGAUGCAAGGAGGAGGAACGGGAGAGGGAAGCUAAGCGGCUGAAGGAAUUUUUGGAGGAUUAUGAUGACGAAAGAGAUGAUCCGAAAUAUUACAAGGGAAGAGAGCUACAGCGGCGCCUUGCGGAGCGAGUUCGUGAAGCCGAUCUGGACUCGAAGGAUCGCAACAAAGAACAGGAAGAACUUGAUGAGCUGAAGAACAAAAUCUUCUCAGGCGAAUACGACAACCCAACGUUAGAAUUUGAAAAGUUGAAAAAACAACGGGAGGAAUUGUACCGACCCAAAAUUUUGAUCGAUGUAAACUUGGAGCAAUCGCAGCAACGCGAACGUGAGCUGGAACGUGAACGGCAGCGUGAGUUGGAGCGACAGCGUGAUAAGGAACGGGUCCGGGCCAACAAGGAACGGUACGUGUUGGCGCAAGCAUCUCGCGAGUUGGCCGCCAUCGAUGCGGAACCGAUUGAGUCCGAUUCAAGUGGUCACGACGAUAACAACUUUGACUCUCCCGGUAUGAUUGCCAUCAACACCAACAAUAACAACAACAACAGCAACAGUAAUCACCACCACCAUCAUCACCAUAUCGCUGGCAACAAUUUGCCACUUCAUCCGCAGCAUGCCGGAUCGGAGACGCGAGAUUCGUUUGGGUUCAAUUCUGUGCCGGCAGCGGUGCACGAUAGUGGAGAAGGUAUGAUGGAUGCCGAAGAUGACGCUUCCCGUCAUUCGAUGCGAUCGAACUCAAACAUGAUGAUGAUGCACAGCCCGGGAGCAAACAGUAACAGUGAAAUGAAUUCUCUACCGGAGAAACCGCAGCCCAUUGCGCCUACCAUCAGUCUCAGCUUGAAUGCAAAUGCUAAAAAGAAGAAGCUUGAAAUGAAAGACGUUUUCAACAGCAUGGAAGACGACGGUGAAGAGUCGAAUGGUCCCAAGAAACGGAAAUUGGUCCCGCUCGCUCCAGAUGAUGAAACGAAAGCACAAAAUUCUGCAUCUGCUGUGGCGGCGGCAGCGGCUGCUCAAACUGGUUCGUCCCAGCACUCGAGUUCGAAAAGUUCCUCCAAAAAUAAGGGCGGCGAAGAUGCUUCCGGUUCCAGCAGUCGGUCCACACGGGAUACCAUCAAAUCACAGGAGGAGAAACGGCGACACAUCAAGAGUAUUAUCGAUAGAAUUCCCACUGAGAAGAACGAUUUGUUCAAUUAUCCGCUGGACUGGAACGAGAUUGAUGCCACGAUCGAGAAGAAAAUUCGUCCGUGGAUCAAUAAGAAAAUUAUCGAAUAUAUCGGUGAACCGGAACCGACCCUGGUGGACUUUAUCUGUUCGAAAGUGCUGGCCGGCAGCACCCCACAGGGAAUACUGGAUGAUGUCAUGAUGGUUCUGGACGAAGAAGCCGAAGUGUUUGUGGUUAAAAUGUGGCGCUUGCUAAUAUACGAAGUUGAAGCUAAGAAGGUUGGCCUAACCAAGUAGUAACCAACCCUUUUCGGUGGAAAGCCCAGGUACAUCCCGCCACUAUUAGAUUGUAAACAGUUUUUCUUUGUUUGUUUGUUUGUUUGUAAAAACAGAUGAAUCCGAACACCCAUUUUUGCGCCUAACGCAACUGCUGCAGUUGAAUUCUAUGAUCCCCGUUAGUGUUCGCGGUACAUCAAUGUGACCUUCCGUCGCGGUUUUCAUCGCGUCUGACGUCUAUUAUUCAUGAUUUUACUCUAGUAAGGUGUAAUCUACGUCAUAAGCUACCAUACAAAUUAUGCUCUGAAGAACAGAAGUGACAAAUAGAACAAAACUUGAGUUUAUUAUUUCACUAUUUUUUCAUUAAUCAAGAAAGAACUCAACUUUUCAAGUCCGGAAGAAGAUGAAACAAAAAACAUUACAGAGUAACAGUUUGUGUAUAUGUUUGUGCGCGUGUUUUUUGUUUGUUUGUUUGCUGUAAUAACAACAUCAACAACAGCUAGUUUAUUUGCACCGUCAUAAUCACCGACAAAACAUUCUACACGCAGAUGUCUGUCACCGGCUCAUCAUCCGGGGGAUGUCACAGCUCCGCUCCGGCAACCGGAAACCGUGCAGUGUGUGCGACGUCGGGCGUAGAUGGUAAUGAGUAAGAUGUGAGUAAAAAAAAAUCAGCUAAUUAUAUACAUAUUGAAUAAACAAAAUCCAACAAUACACACCAGCAAAGAAUCUAGAAAUUAUGAUACCAAUAUCUUGCUGCAAAACAAAAAAAACAUAAAUUCUUCAUAGAUAAAUAAUGAGCGAAAUAAAAUCAAGUCACAGUUUCAAAA